Branchiostoma floridae (Florida lancelet) is the source of this 1189-nucleotide messenger RNA. RefSeq lists its product as uncharacterized. The transcript has 4 exons. The coding region runs from base 386 to 1189 and encodes 267 amino acids. The record is from RefSeq and is a predicted model, not a curated record. Gene Ontology annotation, molecular function: protein binding. NCBI's taxonomy places the organism in Eukaryota, Metazoa, Chordata, Leptocardii, Amphioxiformes, Branchiostomatidae. Gene Ontology annotation, biological process: regulation of apoptotic process.
GUCAGGAUGAGACCACGGAAUGUCUGAAGCUACCAGAGUCUGCACUAUGAGACCAUCCUUACCUGACCUCUGAACCUUAUAGCCUAACCUGACCUCUGACCCUUAUCCUUCUCAGGGCAGUCCCAACCCUGCUGCUCCAGUGUUGCCAUGGCAACAAUGAGAGGAUGUCCUUCCCAUGAGUCCAGACGGGUCCACCUGAGCCUCACAGACGACCUUGUGGUCUGAACAGACGACCUUGCAUUUGAAAGAUUUUCCACCUGAAAACCACCAAGGAUAUUUCUUUUAGAAAAUGUAACAAAUGUAACUUUGCAACAAGUCAGUUCUCUAAGACUUACAAUAAACGUCUUUACCUAAAAAACGUGAAGGACAUUUGUAGGACAUAACCAUGCCACAAGGCAAGACGCCGCUGCUGCCCUUGAUCCGUGACCUUGCCAACAACAUCUCACCCCAAGACCUGAAGAAGAUGAAGCUCGGCUGCACGAACCACCUCUCCAGGAAGGCGCUGAACGGCAUCAAGACGUCUCGGGAGCUCUUCAAGACGCUGGUGGAUAAGGGCUACUUCAACCAGAACAACGCCACCUUCCUGAAGCGCCUGCUGAGGGAUGCUGGGAAGGCUGACCUUGUGCCGUACGUGGAGAAAUAUGAGGAAGGUCGCGAGAUGCUACUGCCGAGGGACAAGGUCGCGGAGCUCAAGGUCGCAGGUUAUGAACCAAUCACGGUGCAGCUGGCCCACCCGACCUCUCACCUCUCCACCGGAACCAUGGAGAUGGUGCGAGGAACUCUGGGUAAUCUCCUAGCGACAGCCACGCCCCCCGCGGACGUGUUUUACCGCACGUGGACCGUGGCAGGGCGCGGCGUGGAGAUCACCUUCCUGGUACCGGAGGCUGUUGCUAGGCAACUAGAGGCCGAGGCCAACAACCGGCGCGACGCGCUGAAGCUCGCUGGCAUCCUGGCUGUCCAGCGGGAAAACUGCGCAGACACCUCGCUGCUGCUCCCACCAAUCACAGUCCCCCCGCGAGCGGCCUCGGUUGAGGUCCCCCACAAGCUUUACCCCCCAUUGGUCCAUCCCGAGGCGCUGCAGCCACUCAACCUCAUCACUCCUGACCAAUCACAGGACAGGACUCCCCUCAUCCUCCCCAGUAUCAGGACCAACGCAGGUCUGGUGACGGAUGAGAGUGUGAGUGAGUGA